AGAAAUUGAAAAAUUUCAAGGUUCGGAUGGAAAAAAGGAAGAUGAAGAAAAGAAAUAUCUUGAUGUUAUCAGCAACAAAAACAUAAAGCUCUCAGAAAGAGUACUGAUUCCUGUCAAACAAUAUCCAAAGUUCAAUUUUGUGGGGAAAUUGCUUGGACCAAGAGGAAACUCCUUGAAGAGGCUACAGGAAGAAACAGGUGCUAAAAUGUCUAUCCUGGGCAAAGGAUCAAUGAGAGAUAAAGCAAAGGAAGAAGAACUAAGGAAGAGUGGGGAAGCCAAAUAUGCCCACUUGAGUGAUGAACUUCAUGUCUUAAUUGAAGUGUUUGCUCCUCCUGGGGAAGCUUAUUCACGCAUGAGUCAUGCACUGGAAGAAAUUAAAAAAUUCCUGGUUCCUGACUACAAUGAUGAAAUUCGUCAGGAACAACUACGUGAAUUGUCUUACUUAAAUGGUUCUGAGGACUCUGGUCGUGGCAGAGGUAUUAGAGGCAGAGGCAUCAGAAUAGCUCCCACAGCUCCUUCAAGGGGCCGUGGGGGCGCCAUUCCUCCUCCCCCGCCACCUGGACGAGGUGUUCUCACCCCUCGAGGAACCACUGUGACCCGUGGAGCUCUUCCAGUGCCCCCUGUAGCAAGAGGUGUCCCUACCCCUCGAGCCCGGGGGGCACCAACAGUGCCAGGAUACAGAGCACCCCCUCCUCCAGCCCAUGAAGCUUAUGAAGAAUAUGGUUAUGAUGAUGGCUAUGGAGGUGAAUAUGAUGACCAGACAUAUGAGGCUUAUGACAACAGCUAUGCGACCCAAACACAAAGUGUGCCUGAGUACUAUGACUACGGUCAUGGAGUAAGUGAGGAUGCCUAUGACAGCUACGCACCAGAAGAAUGGGCCACAACCCGCUCUAGCUUGAAGGCACCACCACCAAGGGAUACCUGCUCAUGAUUACUCCCAUAUAUUUCUUGUAUUUUCCUCUAUACUGUUGGCGUGACAUUGAAAUUAGUAUUAUUUUACAAAACGGACUGAAAAAGACAUUGGCAAGCAUAGUCUAUAAACCUUUCAGUAGGAUGAUAAACUCUUGGUUGUUUUUCAUUGUUGUGUGUUAACUUUUUUUUUCUUUCUUUUUUUUAAAGAAAGAGCAUGAAUCUGUUAACAGAUUUUGAGUCACAAUCAACUAGCAGAAACUUUGUUUAGGGUUGCUAAAAGACUGUAAUAUGAUUUUUGAAUUAGCUGAUAAUAAAGUUGUAGAUAAGAUGUUUUAACCUGUCUUUUAAUAUCUGUUAGUUAGAUGAAGAUGUUCGAUAUUAAGUUUGUAAAUUUAAUUUUAAAUGCUGUUUUAAUGGGGUUGAGAACAAGCGGCUACUGUAUGUUUGUAGCUAACUGAAUUUGUUCAGUGUUUUAACCUGUAUUUGUUAAAAAAGAAAAAAAACACACAUAAAGUUCCAUGUGUAAGCUUCUCUAAAUAGGAAACCACAAUUUGUCAAAUAUGUUUGCCAUAAUUUGUCAAUAAAGCUGAAAACUUUUGUAAAAACUAAAUUUGGAAUUACUUGUUUUCUAGCUUUAAAUGCCUGCUUUAUUUCUUCUUCAAGAGAUGCUAAAAUGUUUUCUAUUUAAAAAUUACAAAAAUGAACCCAAGCCUGUUUUAAGAUAUUUGUGUAAUACUUAAAAAUGUAUUAAUAACUUAUGGUUGUUAAAUAAUUUAAAAGUUAACAAACUAAACUGUUACAUGAAUCAUGGUUAGUAAACACUAAUGUAUAACAUGUUAAUGGAAAAAAUGGAUUUAGAAUAAUAAAUGGAUUUUAAACUA
Molecule: messenger RNA, 1793 nt
Organism: Carlito syrichta (Philippine tarsier)
Lineage: Eukaryota; Metazoa; Chordata; Mammalia; Primates; Tarsiidae
Gene: KHDRBS2
Product: KH RNA binding domain containing, signal transduction associated 2
Exons: 9
Coding region: 206-931 (241 amino acids)
Biological process (GO): regulation of alternative mRNA splicing, via spliceosome
Cellular component (GO): nucleus
Molecular function (GO): mRNA binding; poly(A) binding
Source: RefSeq, a predicted model, not a curated record